Messenger RNA from Astyanax mexicanus (Mexican tetra), 1714 nucleotides. RefSeq lists its product as uncharacterized. The record is from RefSeq and is a predicted model, not a curated record. Bases 339 to 1025 code for a protein of 228 amino acids. The transcript has 9 exons. Lineage: Eukaryota; Metazoa; Chordata; Actinopteri; Characiformes; Acestrorhamphidae.
UAACUCUUUUAAUUGCAGUUGAAAUAUGUCCUGGACAAAAGCCUUCCAGCAGCAGAAUUGAUUGUUAAAGAUGACAAUAUCUGUCUUACACGUGAGGACUUGUGGAGUCUUGGGUUAAAUCAGUGCAUGGAGUCUACUGUAAGUAUAUUCAUGUUGCAGCAUGCUUGCUCAAAGGCACAGAAAUAGUUUUUUUUUGUGUGUAAUUUAUGCCUUUAUUUUGUUUUAUUACGUCUAGAUUGGGAAUGCAUGUUUUAAGAUCAUCAGAGAAGCUGCUCAAAAACAUGGGAAAGAUGUUUACAUUGCUGACAUGUAUGUGGUUCCCACAUGGAAAACGAUGAAUGUGGACCCACUCUCAAGUUUACCGAACAAUCUGUGUUCCAAGGAUGCGAUUUUGUUCCCUGCAUGGAGUAUGCAACAGAAUCAACUGGAUCACUAUUUGCUGUGUUUUACUGGUUGUGGAGAGAGAGAUCAUUUUUCUAGAUUCUGUACUCCCUGGUGGUUUUGGAGAUGACUCGUACAAAACGAUAUUUAGACAUAUUGCAGGCCAGAUUGACCCAAGACCCUGGACAGAGAAGACCGGCAGAAGUUUUGAUCACUUCCCUCAACAAACUUCUGGGAACUACUGUGGCAUCCUUAUACUCAUUUAUGCCCUCUGUAUCUGCACCAAUACCCCAUUUAUCUUCACAGAGAAUGAUGUGCCAUUAAUCCGCCAGUGGUGGUGCAUCCUACUGAUGGAAAGAUUUCAGAUUGAAGGACAUGGCCAGAGGUUUGCUUUCUGGACUGACAAGGCUAGCAGGCUAUUGCAAGGGACCCUUCAGCCACUUUUUAGGGUAUCUAGGUCAAUCACUUCAGACAUUCCACCUCAUGUGCAAACCAUGGUCAACCGCACAGCCCAAGAAAAGAAGCUGGUAGACUUUGCUGUACAAGACCAUGGAGUCCGGCAACAUUUGUUGGUAUGUUUGUCACACAUUAACAAUGUUUGUUAUUUACAAUUUGCACAUUGUUUUACCAUUACAGUGUUAUAAGCAAAUAAGCAAAAGGCCUUAUAAUUCAUGCUUGUUGUCACCAUGUGUUGGGGGACUUUUUUUUUUUUUUUUUUUUUAAUGUGGAUUUACAGUCCAAAACUUUUAACAUAAACUACUUUUGACAUUCAACUAGAAAUGUUAAAUGUUUGCUCAUGUUUUGAUGAAGUGCUUUUGGCACUUUGCCUUUUGACCUAAGGGUGUACUCUGUGGAAAAGAGCCUUCGAAGUGGCUCAGCAGAAUCCAGAAGGGAUCAUCUCUACGGGUGCCAGUGUACCUGGACUCGGAGGAAGAACAGGACUCCCUAUUUUUCUAUCUUCAGGAUGUCCUGAAAUCUGCACCAGUAGAAUUCCACAUUGAGGAUCAAGUGCAGUUCAUUUUGGAUGUUUUGUUCCCAGAGGUAAGGUUACUAGGUAUGCAGUAAAUAUCUAUUAACAAUGUUAAAUAGCCUGUUGUGACUUAAGUUACAUAAAAAUUUUAAUCAAAUGUAUCUUUUUUUAAAAUCCAAUAGAGUAGUACUGUGAGACCAUGAUAACCACAAUACAUUUUCUCAGACAGUUAUUGGGUCAUUUUCAGCAGUGACACUAACGCUAAUGCUGGAGUUUUUAAACACCUCAGUUUCACUUGCUUGACCUGAAUAGUCCACCGGCGGUGGACAUCCAGUGAGCAUUGAUGAAGGACUAGAGUAUUGA